AUGUGCAAACUCGGACUGAAAAUAUCUCAACCCAACCAACAAGGCCUUUUUUUAAAAAAAAAUAUCUAUCUAUCUAUCUAUCUCUUCUGUUCAUAUCUAUCUAUCUAUCUAUCUAUCUAUCUAUCUAUCUAUCUAUCUCCCUGUCCCCGUCCCUGUCUGUCUGUCUGUCUGUCCGUCUGUCCGUCUGUCUCUGUCUCUAUCUCUGUCUCUCUCUCUCUCUCUAUAUAUAUGUAUCAGUCCGUUGAGAUCUAUCUAUCUAUCUAUCUAUCUAUCUAUCUAUCUAUCUAUCUAUCUAUCUAUCUAUCUCUUCUGUUCAUUUAUAUCUAUCUAUCUAUCUAUCUAUCUAUCUAUCUAUCUAUCUAUCUAUCUAUAUCUAUCUAUGCGCAUAUUCUUGCAGGACUGAUGUGUCAUAUCAACGCUUAUCGACAUUCAUUCACUGCAACCGAAGAGAGAGAUUUUUUUUAG
Molecule: messenger RNA, 465 nt
Organism: Acanthosepion pharaonis
Lineage: Eukaryota; Metazoa; Mollusca; Cephalopoda; Sepiida; Sepiidae
Source: the annotation of a GenBank genome assembly